UCUUAUCUAGCCUUACGCAAUAAAAGCGUCAAUCUUCAUAGUAAUGCUCACAUUCCCUUUCAUUGCAUUUUCUCCCCUGUUUCCUCCUCCCAAAUCCCAAUAAUAAUUCUAUUUUAUCUAUUUUUUUAUCAUUUUUACUUAAAAAAAGACAAUUUAAAAUGGGUUUUGAAAGGAAGAACAUUCUGGUAACUGGAGGUGCUGGUUUCAUUGGUACUCAUUGUGUUGUUGUGUUAUUAAAAGAAGGAUUUAAGGUUGUUAUUAUUGAUAAUCUUGAUAAUUCUGUUGAAGAAGCUGUUCAUCGGGUUCGAGACUUAGUGGGUCCUGAUUUAUCUAAAUUUCUUGAAUUUCAUCUGGGUGAUCUCAGAAAUAAAGAUGAUGUUGAAAAGCUCUUUUCUGAAAACAUAUUUGAUGCAGUAAUUCACUUUGCGGGACUUAAGGCUGUGGGGGAAAGUGUUGCUCAUCCAUUUCGUUAUUUUAAUAAUAAUUUGAUUGGAUCAAUCAAUUUGUACCAAAUAAUGGCCAAAUAUAAUUGUAAAAAGUUGGUUUUUUCAUCUUCGGCUACAGUUUAUGGACAACCAAAGAAAAUUCCAUGUGUAGAAGAUUUUGAAUUGAAGGCUAUGAAUCCAUAUGGUCGCACCAAGCUUUUCCUUGAAGAAAUUGCCCGAGACAUAUCAAAUGCAGACAAAGAAUGGAGCAUAAUAUUGCUAAGGUACUUCAACCCUGUUGGGGCACACGAGAGUGGUAAACUCGGUGAGGAUCCUAAGGGUAUCCCAAACAACCUUAUGCCUUACAUCCAACAGGUUGCUGUCGGGAGGCUACCUGAACUUAAUGUUUACGGUACUGACUAUCCUACACGGGAUGGUACUGCGAUUCGAGAUUACAUCCACGUGAUGGACUUAGCUGAUGGUCAUGUUGCUGCUUUAAGGAAGUUGUUUACUUCUAAGAAUAUAGGUUGCGAUGCCAUUAAUCUAGGGACGGGUCAUGGUGCUUCGGUGCUUGAAAUGGUUGCAGCGUUCGAGAAGGCUUCAGGAAAGAAAAUUCCACUUAAAAUGUGUCCUAGAAGACCAGGGGAUGCAACUGAAGUUUAUGCAUCAACAGACAAAGCCUAUACAGAACUUGGUUGGAAGGCGAAAUACGACAUAAAUGAUAUGUGCAGGGACCAAUGGAAGUGGGCAAGCAGCAACCCAUGGGGCUAUCAAGGAAAACCCUAACAAUGAAAUGUGUGUAUUUGGUUGAAGAUUGCUAGUAAAAAUUACCCAAAAACAGGAGAUUGAUCCUAGUGUUCAAAGCUCUUUGUCUUGAUGAGAAUAGUUUCUUCUUUUAAGUUCUAAUUAAAGGUCUAAGUGUUUAUAUUAUGACUUUUCAAAAGUAAAUAUGUCCGUCUAUUUAUUUGUAUUUAUUAUCGUAACAGUAUUGAGAUAAUGUAAUGUUGUAUUAAUAUUUCAAUCCAAA
This is a messenger RNA of Amaranthus tricolor (Joseph's coat), 1452 nucleotides long. RefSeq names its product bifunctional UDP-glucose 4-epimerase and UDP-xylose 4-epimerase 1-like. Gene Ontology annotation, biological process: rRNA processing; galactose metabolic process. NCBI's taxonomy places the organism in Eukaryota, Viridiplantae, Streptophyta, Magnoliopsida, Caryophyllales, Amaranthaceae. The record is from RefSeq and is a predicted model, not a curated record. Gene Ontology annotation, molecular function: RNA binding; UDP-glucose 4-epimerase activity. Bases 159 to 1211 code for a protein of 350 amino acids. The transcript is spliced from 9 exons. Gene Ontology annotation, cellular component: cytosol.